AGUCCGUCUUUCCCUCACAAGGCAACCGGGGCCCGAAACAUUUUUGUGUUGUGUGCACAAUCGCGUGUUCACUUCCUAACGACGAGAGACUUGUAUGCGGGUACUACCAGCACAGGACGGAAACCGUCAUCUAGCAGCAGCAGGCACCCUUGCGUAGUAAAAGCAUUUGUUUGACGCGUAUUCACGCGCGUUCUUCCUUCGGUGCAUACGCGCUACAGAGUAAGCAGCGAUCGUCUGUGUGAUCACACACGCGCACCAGUCUGGCCUAAUAACCUGUUCUCUGUGUGGAAUCUUAUUACGGCACGUCUUGCCUACCCCGUCACAGCCAUUCUCGUAAGCCUUCUUCGAACCCGGGCCCGGUUCGGGGUGAUCACCGUCAGCGCACAGUGUACACUGGAAGCGGCGGGCAGCCGAUGCGAUUCCAGUCUCAAACGGUGACCCAUCGCGAUCGGACAAACGACGGCGGCGACACGAGUGAAAAUUGAUUGACUGAGUAAGUGUGACUUCCUGCUACUCUUGCUAGCCAGCUAGUCAAACUAGUAGAUCCAGUCGAAAUUAGAUCCAGGUUGUGAUGCCGAAUAUGUGCGAAUAGUGCUGCUAUUUGGGCUUGUACUUGUUGUCGUUGAUAGCUAAAAGUUGGUUUCAGCCUAUAAUCGGUGUUACGUGUGUGUUGUUUUUGCUUCCUGAAAAGUUUACUUCGCAGUAGUAAGGGAGGGCCCACAACAAAAUCAGUGACGUCCAAGUUACAACGCAGUCAGGCGGAAAGUUAGUGCGGUAGCAAAAGUGAAUCUACCAAGCGAGAAGGCAAAGAAAACAAAACGCUUUCCCUUUGGUUGCGGUGUAAGUCUCUCUUUCUAUGAGCUCCCGUGCCCGUGUUGUCUGAGGUCCAUUCGAAAGAGAGUGAAAAAUAACAAAAUAUAGUAGUGGUGAACAAAUAGCUUGCUACGGGAAUUAAUAAUGGCUCCUAUGGCCGGAGGUACCGGUGACCCCAAGGACGCAUCCAUAGCGAUUAUUUCAACAGGUACGGUUGCUAUGGUGGGACAUCAACAGCAGCAGAGCUCCAACCCGACCGAGAUGGACAAACGCCGUAUUAGUCGGAUGUUUAGCUGGACGGCCGAUUCACCGAUCGUCACUGGCAGUGAGACGAGUGUGGCGACGAUCGACGAUGGAGGGACGAUGUGGGCCAGACAGCAGCACGCCGUUUCGGUGCGGCAUGCCUUCAAACAGUACGGUACCAAGAAGAAACCAAACAUGGUUCUAUCGAACCUAAACAUGACAGUAGCCAAAGGAACAAUCUAUGGUCUUCUGGGAGCAUCCGGAUGCGGCAAAACGACACUCCUGUCAUGUAUAGUCGGACGAAAGCGGCUCAAUUCGGGCGAGAUCUGGGUGUUGGGCGGAAAACCGGGAACGAAAGGGUCUGGAGUGCCGGGCAAGCGCGUCGGCUACAUGCCACAGGAGAUAGCUUUAUACGGGGAAUUCUCGAUCCGGGAGACGAUGAUGUACUUUGGAUGGAUCUUCGGCAUGCAAACGUCGGAAAUUGCCGAGCGGUUACGAUUUUUGCUCAAUUUUCUGGAUUUACCGUCCGAAUCGCGACUGGUGAAGAAUCUGAGUGGUGGCCAGCAACGACGAGUGUCGUUCGCCGUAGCCCUCAUGCACGAUCCGGAGCUGCUGAUCCUGGACGAACCGACCGUCGGCGUCGAUCCAUUACUUAGACAAAGUAUAUGGAAUCAUCUAGUGCACAUUACCAAGGCCGGUCAGAAGACGGUCAUCAUCACGACACACUACAUCGAGGAGGCCCGGCAAGCACACACGAUCGGCCUGAUGCGAUCGGGGAGACUGCUAGCGGAGGAGUCACCUGCCUGCCUGUUGUCCAUGUACCGCUGCAGUAGUCUGGAAGAUGUCUUUCUGAAGCUGUCCCGCAAACAAGGACAAACGAACAAUGCACCCGCUGAACUAAACAUUAGCAAUAACAUUUCACUGUCCGCGCUAGCGUUCGGCAAGGCAAAGGACAACCCAGUCUACGCGAGUCAGGAAAGCGGUGUAGUAGGACUAAAUUUCCAUCAAAGUAAAGAAGUACUCAUUAGCGAUAGCAACGGGUCGACGUACGCUAUCAACGGCAUAAACGGGUCUCCUCCGGGAGCGAUCAGUCAAACGGUCGAGUGUGACGAUUGUACGGAAUGUUCGGAUUGUAUGAAUCUAACGACGCGAGGAAAACUGCGAGCCCUGUUAGUCAAGAACUUUCUGCGGAUGUGGCGAAACGUCGGUGUGAUGCUGUUCAUCUUUGCACUGCCGGUCAUGCAGGUGAUUCUGUUCUGUCUGGCCAUCGGUAGGGAUCCCACCAAUCUGAACAUAGCGGUCGUCAACGGCGAAAUGAACAUGACCAGCAACGGCGAGUGUAUGUUUGACGCGGGCUGUAGCUUUACCAACUUGAGCUGUCGAUACUUGAACCAUCUGAACACAACGAUAGUGAAGAACUACUAUCCGGAUCUGGACUCGGCGAUCGACGCGGUACGACAAGGUGACGCCUGGGGGGCACUCUACUUUACCGACAAUUUUACCGAUGCGUUAGUGGCACGAAUUGCGCUAGGUCGCGAUGCGGACGAUGAAACCCUGGACCAAUCGGAAAUUCGCGUAUGGCUAGACAUGUCCAAUCAACAAAUUGGAAUAAUGCUGAAUCGGGACCUGCAGGUAGCGUACCGGGAGUUCGCUCAAGAGCUGCUACGGGUUUGCGACAACAAUCCUAAGCUCGGGGACGUGCCGAUUCAGUUCAAGCAACCGAUUUACGGAACGAACGAUCCUUCGUUUACGGACUUUGUCGCACCGGGUGUGAUAUUGACAAUCGUUUUCUUUUUGGCCGUCGCGUUGACCUCUUCGGUGCUGAUUAUCGAGCGAACGGAAGGAAUGCUGGAUAGAUCUUGGGUGGCCGGCGUGACGCCCGGUGAGAUUCUGUUCUCCCACGUGAUCACGCAGUUUGUGGUGAUGUGCGGACAGACGGCACUGGUUCUGAUCUUCAUGAUCGUCGUUUUCGGGGUUACCAACAAUGGCGAGAUCAUCUGGAUCGUUCUGCUGACGAUCCUACAGGGACUGUGCGGUAUGUGCUUCGGAUUUGUCAUAUCCGCCAUUUGUGAGCUGGAGCGAAAUGCAAUCCAGCUCGCACUCGGAUCGUUCUAUCCGACGCUGCUUCUGUCCGGUGUGAUUUGGCCUAUCGAAGGCAUGCCACUGGUGCUGCGAUACGUAUCGCUGUGUCUACCGCUGACGCUGGCCACAUCGUCACUACGGUCCAUACUGACCCGCGGUUGGAGUAUAACGGACGAGGACGUGUAUCUGGGCUUUGCUUCCACGAUAGCCUGGAUCUUCGUGUUUCUGCUGGUGACACUGGUCGUACUUAAGUUAAAACGAGGCUAAGACUCGUGCUGUAGGAUUGUUUGUAUUUACGUAGGAGAUCAUUAAUUUAUAUGAGAGCGCAUACCAUCAUCGACUUUGUGUACGUUUUUCAUAGCUGAGAGUGUUUUCUUGUAUGUUUGAAGUGGAGUAAAGAUAUUGAUGGAGCCGUCCAGGGUCGGACUUUGGGGGUUUUACAUUACAGCUCAACAGAAGGCUGGAGACCCCCGAAGUCACAGUUCGACCCCUUGAAAGCAUGACGCUACUACCACUUUCCAUAGAGUCAUACACAAAACUUAACGCUCACUCACUUGACCAUCACGUUAAUAAUAAAAAAAACUUUCCGAACACCCCUAUUCCAUCCUUCUAUUAGCAUUAAACAGGGCUUUUAUUUAGCUGGGCACCCCUACGGAAUGGUGACACCUUGUAGCACUCAUUCCCCGCCUUUGUUUAUUCAACUGAACUUAAUUUGCUCAAUUUUUAGUUAUGUUUUUGUUUUCUAAUAACAAAUUAGUCCAAAAAUAUUUACGCACACAAACACAGACGCACGCUUAAUCAACACACAGAAAUAGUGGUAUUCUAGGGAUAUGUUUCCCCUUUUAAAGCAGGAACAAAAAGCAAGAUAUUAAUACUGGAAAAGGGUUCCCCUGCUCCGAUCACCACGCCGCCAAACGAGCAAUCAAUAGUUUCCCGUGCAAAACAAGCAAACAAAACAAUUAUUGAACUGUGAUUAUAAAUUUUUCUUUUUUUUAUAUACAAGUACGAAUAAUUUCUCUAAGUUUUUUUUGUGUACGCUAACAUAAAAAAAUAGACGAGAGAAACCCAUUUUUUGUAUAAUUUUAACUAGGGAAGAUGUAUGUUGUAAAGCUAAUUGCUAAAAAAAGAAAGGAAACCAUAGACUUAAUCGAAAACGUAACGUAAUAUAAUGAGGAGGUUGUCAUCGCUUCGAUGUUUCGUAUCCUCUCUGUCAGCCUUCAUUGGGCCGUUGUUGUUGUCCCUCGAGUGAGGUUGCGAUGAGUGGAGUACCAUCCAUCCGGGGUAAAAACUUAAACGCAUAUGUAAUCUAGUUUUUAUUUGUGAAGGGUUUAAGAAGGCAAAACGCAGCUAUAUUUCCACUAUUCCUUCUCCUAUCCUCUUGGAUUUGUUUGAUGCUUCCUCGUUUUUUUUCGUUUCUUUCACCCGCGGUGACCAGCCGCUCAUUCAAACUUAUCUAGAUGAAAUAGGGCCGUGACAUGUAAGAACGGUCGUUGUAAUAUUUUGUAGACUAAACUUUUUGGGCAACCGGAAGAUCAAAAAGAGACGCGAGCAGUUCAAGAUAGAAGGAGAAAAUUAAACGACAACUUGUAAGGAGGAACGUGAAUAAAAUAUUUUUUGAAUAAAAAA
Topomyia yanbarensis is the source of this 4764-nucleotide messenger RNA. It is a transcript of the gene snu, whose product is annotated as ABC transporter G family member 23. The transcript has 11 exons. The record is from RefSeq and is a predicted model, not a curated record. Gene Ontology annotation, cellular component: membrane; ATP-binding cassette (ABC) transporter complex. Gene Ontology annotation, biological process: transmembrane transport. NCBI's taxonomy places the organism in Eukaryota, Metazoa, Arthropoda, Insecta, Diptera, Culicidae. The coding region runs from base 958 to 3405 and encodes 815 amino acids. Gene Ontology annotation, molecular function: ATP binding; ABC-type transporter activity; ATP hydrolysis activity.